AUGCAGGGUUAUCCACAGCCUGUGGCACCCAAAAUUUUAAUGGCACAGCCAUACGGUAAGCAAGUGGACAUUUUUAGUUGCGGUGUCAUCACGUACAUUUUGCUCUGUGGAUAUCCGCCAUUCCAUCAUGACAACCAGAACGCAUUCUUUCGACUCAUUAAAGCGGGACGGUAUGGAUUCGACUCGCCAUAUUGGGAUGAUAUAUCUGCAGAAGCCAAAAAUCUUAUUAGAAAGAUGCUGAUUUGGCACCAGCGGAGCGAUGGUCAGCACGGCAGUUUCUAUACCAUCAAUGGAUUGCAGCGGAUGUCGUUAAAGACGUGCAGCUUACUACGGCACUACAAGAGCUGCGGAAGUUCAACGCGCGUCUGCGGUUAG
Molecule: messenger RNA, 375 nt
Organism: Peronospora belbahrii
Lineage: Eukaryota; Oomycota; Peronosporomycetes; Peronosporales; Peronosporaceae
Source: the annotation of a GenBank genome assembly